Molecule: messenger RNA, 1035 nt
Organism: Monascus purpureus
Lineage: Eukaryota; Fungi; Ascomycota; Eurotiomycetes; Eurotiales; Aspergillaceae
Source: the annotation of a GenBank genome assembly
CUUCGAGCUACGAUCUCCUGUUCACCUCCUGCAAGGUCCGCUUUUCCUCAGCCGGAACGAUACCCAUACCUAUACCUAUAUAUAUCUUAUAUAUAUACCCCAGUCAAUCAGAAAUCACUCCUCAAGGGUCACAAUGGCUGUCGAAAACUCUUCCGCACCUUCUCCUAUGCCCAUUCCAGAGCUCACCAAGGUCACUACUGAGGCCUGUGAUGCUGCACUGAAGGGUGUCGAAGAAUAUGACCACUCCAAGGUCUCCGAAUGGAACUCUCAGAUCAUCAACACCGUCCUCAAGGCUCUCAUCGCCGCCACGGCCCCUUCCACUCCGUCUACACCUGCUCCUUACCGUUUCACGGUGAACAGCACCAUUGUCCAACAAGGAUUGAUCGACAAGUCGGCCGCUGCAGAUGGCCAGGUCGCCAAUGCUGGAAAACGUGGAAUGCACUCCGCCUCUGCUGCUUUCUGGGACGUCAAGCGUGAUGGAAUGUGGACAUUCAAGUAUCCCGGAGCUGAUGAGAAGGGGCUUGAUGUUGUCGUGAGCGUGACGUGGUUUGCUCUGAGCUAAGGAAUGACAUUUUAUUUUGGUUCUUUAUUUGCUUCGGAAUCUCUUUUUAUGGCAUUGUUAUUCAUCUUUCACCGCCAAUUCUCCUGUCCGAUAUUGAAAACCUAUUUGGUCCUCUCCCCCUUUUUCUUCUUUUCUUUUACUUUGCUUGUCUCGGGCUUCUCUUUGAGCAGGAAGGCGUAAAUGGAUUAAGAGAAUUAGACACAUAGUAAGUAAAAUGUCCCAAGCUGAGCUCGAGGAGCGGCACAAUGGCAUUUUCCAGCUUUUAUCGCCAUAACUACUUGAGUUCUGUCUAUGCUUGACUUGUACAGCCCUGUAUAUUUAAACACACGGGAUGAUAGUACUUCUCUUUAGAGAAUUCUACUCCCUACAGUGCGAGACUUAAGGGGAACGUACGAGUUCAGAGUCAGAACAAUAGUUGGUCCAGAUAAAUUUCAGACAUUCCUUGAAAGAACUUGACUGAUACAGUUAAUAAG